UGCAUGGAGGGCGCGAUGAUGGCUGGCAGCGGCCAGAAUCGAAGUUCAGCUGGAGCGACACGCCUUCGGACUCCGGCUCGGAGCACCCGCUCGCUGCCGGCCUGCAGGCAGCCGAGGCCGCGCCCGCCGCGCCUGCCGCCGACCGCCGCCAGGCCGCCGAAGCGCCGGAGCCCGAGGCGGCAAAGCCGCGCGCUGCGGGGUGGGCCGCCGGCGGGCGCGGCGCCGUCAUCGGCAGAAUCGGCGGCCUGCUGGUGUAUGCCGAGGCGGAGGCGAGGAGCAUCUGCGAGCCGGUCAGGGUGUGGGUCGUCGAGGUCUCCGCAGAGGUGCGCGGCGCCAUCGAGGCGCGCGCGGGUCCCGUGGUCCAGAGGUUGCAGGCGGCGGGGCAGCCCGUGGUCGUGUACAUGGCGCCGAUCUGCGCGAAGGUCACGGACGGCGUCCUGAGCGUUCGGACGCUGGCGGGGGGCAGGGCGGUUGCCCUGAAGUCCCGGGCCAUGCGGCUGACGGGCGACUGCGCCGACCAGGCCCUCGCCGCCUACGGGGCGGCUUGCCGCUUCGCGGAUGUCAGGUGCAGGGCGGCGCGUGGGCUCGUGGAGGUCCGGGUCGGAUCGAUCAAGGCCAGGGGUCUGGAGCUCUACAGGGCGGGCGAGGCGAUCGCACUGCCCUAUUACGCGAAGGCGAGGGGCACCACGGCCAUGUACUGCCAGAGAGCUAGGGACGGGGCUCAUUAUGUAGAGGCAAGGGUUGGCGACAUCGUCCUCAGGAUAAAGGUGGGGGCGGGAGAUAUAGCCAAGCUGAUUCAGAGCGCCGUGCUGUCCAGAUGCUUGGCGGUCUCGGACUUCGUUGGCGGCUAUACUGGGCCUGUGACAGCCAAGCUGGCGGCUAUGUACCAGGCUGUCAUCUCUUCCGUCUCCAGCCACUUGUCGCCAAUCGUCACCAAGGCUUCGGAGUACAAGACCAUCGUUUACACCAAGGCGUGCGGCAUCGCCUUGGUGGUGAAGGUCAAGACACUCGCGGUCAAGGAUAAAGCCAUACAUUGCAAGGACAGGGUCAUGCAGUACCCGAGCGCACUUCUCGUGCAGUUCAAGGACGGCUACGUGUACAUGAAGAAAGUCGUCGACGGGAAGGUUGUCGUCAUCAAGGCCAGGCUCUCCGAUGUCCUGGCGACUCUGAACUCGGCGUUCCUCCGGGUCAAGGAGCAGUCCAAGCUCAAGGCCGCCACCGCUCUCGACGCGGCACACGUGAACUAUCUUGCGCUGCGGGCCGGGACCAAGCGUAUCGCCAAAGACCCCAACGCUCGCGUCACUGCAGCGUCUGCCGUGGGCGGUGCCGCAGUCAUGGGCGCAAGCGGUGGUGCCGCUGGGCUGGUCGCCGGAGGCACCCUCGGCGCGGCCUGCGGCGUGCCGUUCUCGCUGUUCACGUUCGGCCUCAGCAUCCCAGUGGGGGCUGCCGUCGGCAGCGCCGCGGGCCUGUGUGCUGGCGCUGUGACUGGGGGUACGGCAGGUCUUGUAGGAGGAGGCGCGGCUGGGUACAAGGUCCACCAGAAGAAGGACAGCAUCGCCGAGGGCUUCAGCGCUGCGGCGAGCAAGAUCAUCGACAUCAAGGGCAGGGCGGUGGAAACGGCGAGCUUGUGCAAGACGAAGGUGGUCGAUUCCACUGAGGCGUCAGCGUCCUAUGUCCGCAGCAGGUUCGCUGGCGGCACUGGCGGCACGGGCGAGGACAAGUGA
Messenger RNA from Prorocentrum cordatum, 1724 nucleotides. The record is from the annotation of a GenBank genome assembly. Lineage: Eukaryota; Dinophyceae; Prorocentrales; Prorocentraceae.